Daldinia caldariorum is the source of this 1381-nucleotide messenger RNA. RefSeq lists its product as uncharacterized. The transcript has a single exon. Bases 290 to 1246 code for a protein of 318 amino acids. The record is from RefSeq and is a predicted model, not a curated record. Lineage: Eukaryota; Fungi; Ascomycota; Sordariomycetes; Xylariales; Hypoxylaceae.
UGGUGUGCUUGUGUAAAGUAGUGUGGUCAGAACACUGACGCCUGUAUUCAACACAUGAGAGUCAGAGCAAAGUAACCAACCUCAUACUACCACGAACAGCCACCGGUAGUUUAAUAUAGAUAGGAUACGGAAAUUUCCAUCUUUACCAAAGUCGGUUUACCACUCCUUUUACCAUUUCCACCUCUCUAGACACAACGGACUGACUGUAAUACACUAACCGGAACUCUACUAAGCUACCAAGACGCCCACUUAGCAAAGUCGAUACGCUUUCGCCCCUUUGGCAAGCUCAAUGUCGACGCACGCGACUAACUCCGCCCACGAGGUCGGCAUUGACCCGGGCGAAAAUCGCGUGACCCCCAAGCUCGACACCAUACCUCUUGAACUUCAGGCCAUGAUAAUCGGCACCUUGGAAUCGCAGCAUUUUCGAAAGGCCAUGAAGUAUCGCCUAGUGUGCCGAAGACUUAAGGAGGCCGCGGAUCUUGCUUUGAGGAAGCGAUUCGUCACCCGGAUCCAUUUUACUACUUUUCUCGACGACUUCGACGCGCUCCGCGACGGUCGCAACGUGUUCAUCGUCUCCCCGCGUGAAGAUCCAAGGCUCGCAAUAAACAUGUAUUUCAGCUCAUUCUCCGAGGACAACGCGGAGGCUAUCUACACCUACCCUUAUCGAACCACCCUCAAUCUAGGGGGUAACGAUGGCACAUUGACCGGCGAAAUAGGCGUUCGCUUCGGAGGGGCCCGGUUCUGGCCGUUAGGCUCGAUGUGCAUGCUCCUAUGGCGGAGGACCAUGCAGCUUUACCUGGCCCGGGUUAGAGAGCCCGAGUACCCGAGGCCUUGUCUCAGUCACUCAGCCCUGAUAUUCGACUUCCCAUAUAUGGACGGCGUCAAAUUCAACGACGAAAAGCUCAAGCUAACAGUUCCUUGGGUUAAGCUAAUUAGCUGCUUGAUCUCGCGGGAAACCAGAUUCGCAGAGAAUCUGAAGUGGAUGGCAUCUCAAGAUUUGGAAGCCACUCGUUGGAAGACCUCAAAUCCAAUUGUGGAACAAGGGCUGCGGACUGCUUUGCGUUCAGAUCUCGUGCGCCGUGUGCGGUUCGAAGGGUGCUUCAAAGCAGCUAGCUACAGGCUUAUGUGCGAUUGGCCAGAUGAAUCUAACUGGCAAAUGACCCCUUCCUAUAAAUAUUCUCCUGGCCAUCUCGCUUGGUUUUUUGAAUGGGCCGAGUAUGUUGGGAUAAAGCUGACGGCUUCUUGAGUUGUUCAGUGGUUAACCGACAUGAACUUGAUGGCGCCCUUUUAUGUUCUGGAAUCUGUAAAGAACAACUAACAUAUCGCAAGAUUUAUCGUUAGGGAUAGUAUUAGUUAUCCUAUAGCAAUUAUGAUGUCAAGU